CGGGAAAUGCCAGAGAAGAAGCGAGUCAGACUCGAGGAGAAUGACGAUGAGGGAGGAGAUGGACAAAGCAGUGGAGAAGAUGAGUCACGAUGUGCCGCUUCCCCUAUACAAGAGUUGGACGAAACUGAAGAAAUUGAUCGACGCGUGGACAUUUUACCAGGAGAAAUUUUGUCCGAACCAAGAACAUUGGCAACGCGAGAAUGCGACCAUCACGAGUCCCCUCCACUAUUGCCCCGAUGGGCAGAAGAGUUACGACGCGUUCCAAAGCGAAGAAGAAUUGUGCAUGAUGUCAUUACCGUUGGAUCAUAUGGAGAAGCUCAGGAGUCUUAUUUUACUUUGUCUAAGCGCCUUGAAGAACCCAGAGCAGGAUAUGCCUUUGCCGCCAUCUCCUUCCACCUCUCGGGAUGUAGACGGCCGCACUUGCACGUCGUCCACGAUUGCUCGUGGAGCAACGGAACGUGUAGAUGUGUCGCCUUUGCAGGGUUCCGCAGAAGACCAAAUCGCUCUUCGGUUUGGUCUUGUAACACCAAUGGAUGGGACUAUUUCCGCCUCGUCGACUAUCUUAAUAAAGAGCCCCGCCGGUUGGAGUACCUUAAGGUGGCAGGAACCAGUUGGCUCGAACACAUUGGAGCUGAGGUAUUGGAACUCCCAAGACAUUGCAGAUGUGGAACCGCAGGAGCAGUGGAGAAGAUGUGAGAAAGCACACCAUACAGAGGAGUCACUCUUUCUCAUCCUCUCCCAGAACCCGGUCUCGCCGCUGACGAACAUUACUCGAACUCCAAUGUGGUUAGAACGUGCGGACUUGCGAUUUAUACGCCUAGACGACAAGCGCCUGCAACGUGCCAUUCAAGUUUUGAAUGAACAAUUGUGUAACUGGACCACUUUGGACUAUAUAUCUCUGUAUCAAAAGACUAACCCUCUGUUUGACGCACCACAUGGCAACAUUAGCCAAUAUUAUAUGGAUGUACCGUCUUCGUUUGCAGCCAUUGUAGAGCUGUUGGAAUAUCAAUUGGGACCCGACGUUCCAGACUUUGUAACCAACUUGUAUAACCUACUCGAAAGGCACGUACCCAAGAAGAAUUGCAUGGAGAUUGUAUCCCCUCCAAGUGCUGGAAAAAACUUUUUCUUUGAUGCCGUUGUCAGUUUUUAUAUAAACAGGGGCACUAUACACAACUUUAACAAGUAUUCUAGUUUUCCAUUGCAAGAUGCCGUGGGCAAGCGCAUUUUGAUUUGGAACGAACCAAAUUGUGAAUCGAGCGCAUUUGAAACGAUAAAGAAAAUUUUUGGGGGUGAUGUAGACAGUGUAGCGGUCAAGUAUUCGAGCGACAUGACUGUAACACGCACUCCCGUGAUUGUUUUGAGUAACCACGAGACUUUUCCGCGCAUUGCAGCGUUUAACCACAGGAUCUUUAGGUACAGGUGGAAAACUUGUCCACAAUUGCUCAAGUAUGACAAGAAGGUUAAUCCACUUGCGUUGAUUAAUUUAUUUGAUGCCUACCUCGACGAUCACGAAUAUACUGCCACGCGCCGUGUUCAAUAA
Molecule: messenger RNA, 1540 nt
Organism: Ixodes scapularis (black-legged tick)
Lineage: Eukaryota; Metazoa; Arthropoda; Arachnida; Ixodida; Ixodidae
Exons: 3
Coding region: 41-1540 (499 amino acids)
Biological process (GO): viral genome replication
Source: RefSeq, a predicted model, not a curated record